This is a messenger RNA of Miscanthus lutarioriparius, 1224 nucleotides long. Lineage: Eukaryota; Viridiplantae; Streptophyta; Magnoliopsida; Poales; Poaceae. The record is from the annotation of a GenBank genome assembly.
AUGGGCGGCCGCGGGAAAGCAAGAGCCUUCCUACUGCGCUUCCUGCUGCUUCUGGUGGAGGCUGAUGACGACGGCGGCGCACUCGUUUGUUCGCAGCAGUCGCGUAGCCCGUACGCUCGCUUCGACGCGGCGUGGAAGAUGACAAAGAGGUUCCGUUCCGGCAGUUGGGUACGGAUACGGACGGGCGGUUGCUUAGCCAAGUCGCUCACGCACGCCUGGCCUGCUCUGCUCUGCCAAGACGAUGAUGAUGGUGUUUUCUUCUUCCCCUCUUCCUCGUCCUUCCUCCCGCGAGCAUUUUUUUUAGCUGGCCAGGCCCGGUUUCUGUUGCUCGGCACCCGUCCCACCCACCAGCCGCCCUCGACAGGCCAGCACGACAAGGAGGGAGGAAGUCGCCACGCCACCUCGCUCUCCCCCCUCUCCACGCCCCGUAGCAUGGCCGACUACAACCGCUACGGCCACAGCUACAGCUACGGCGGCGGCGGCGGCGGGUAUAGCCAAGGGCCACCGCCCUCAGCCCCGCCGGCGCCGCACAUGCCCGCCACCACCACAGCCGCCCCGCCCUCCUCGUCCUCCUACGGCGGGUACCCGCCCGCCGCCUACCCUCCGCCGCCCCCGCAGGUGGCGGCGGGCGGAUUCAGCUCCGGCGGCUACGGCUACGGCUCAGGCUACGGCUUCGUCCCCGUCGCGUUCCCGCCGGGGACGCACCCGGACGUCGAGCGCGCCUUCCGCGCCGCCGACCGCGACUGCAGCGGCGCCAUCGACGAGCGCGAGCUGCAGGGGGCGCUCUCCGCCGCCUACCACCGCUUCAGCAUCCGCACCGUCCGCCUCCUCAUGUUCCUCUUCAAUGACCCCUCCUCCUCCACGCCCUCACGGAUGGGGCCAACACAGUUUGUAUCUCUCUGGAAUUGCCUUGGGCAAUGGCGGGGAAUUUUCGACAGAUACGAUAGGGAUCGGAGUGGCAAAAUCGACUCCCGUGAGUUGACCGAAGCUCUUCGUAGCCUUGGAUACGCCGUUCCACCUUCUGUCAUCGAGCUUCUUAUAGCGAAUUACAACAAUGGUGUGCCUAGCAAUGGCGCGCUAGACUUUGACAACUUUGUGGAAUGUGGGAUGAUUGUGAAGGGUUUAACUGAGAAAUUCAAGGAGAAGGAUACCCGCUACACUGGCUCGGCCACUCUUACAUAUGAUGGAUUCUUGUCAAUGGUCAUCCCCUUCAUCGUCCCUUAG